AACAUGAUUGAUAUCCAACCUCGGAUCAAAGUGCAUUUGAACAACUUUCUAAAUGGUUUAGAAGCAAAAGUGCAUAUCCGACCGAUCUAAUUUGUGUUGUUUUACUUAUUUUAAAAACCAUGUAAUAAUAAAAAAAAAUAAUUGUUCGCAAUAACUUCGAAAAAGAUAAAGAUAACGCGGAUAAAAUAGAAAAUAAAAACUGUUUAAUUAAUGUCCUUUAUAACAUAGAGACUAUAAAUAGACAUUGUUGACAACACUGUGUGAGAGAUACAUCAUUUUCAUCCUCAAAACGUACAUGUUAAUUAAUAUCUAAGUGACGCAUACAAAUUCGAGUGACGAAUACUAAUUCGAAAAAAGGAAAACAUGUCAACAAAAACGGUAAUUAUAACGGGAGUUACAGUGUCUAUGCUGUUAAUACUGUUUGUGAAAAUUUACUAUGACUCAACCGACCCCGGCGGAGCUCUGCUUGAAAGAAAUACCGCCGCCGCCGACAGAAUAAAUGCCGUAAAUAAGGGAUUUUUGGAGCAAAGAAAUAAUUUGUCACGGAUUCUAAAUCGGAAACAACAAAGACUUGGGCAAAUGGAAUGUGAGAAAGCUGUUAACCAGGCAACAAGUGAGACUGGUGGGUGGUGCCAAAAAGCAAGUACAGAGGGGAGUGGCCAGCAUAUGACAGACACUAAACUUGCAAGUGCUCUUGCAGAUUUCUUUAAAGGGAAAUAUGUUGGCAGUUUUGGGGAUGGGCCUGGUCGAUAUAAGCAGCUUUUAACAGAUUCUGGAAAACUUAAAGCUUAUGACGCAUAUGACGGUGCCCCAUUUUGUGACGUCACAAGUGAAGGGCGUGUGCAGUUUCUUGAUUUGACUCUCCCACAAUAUGGGUUACCGCUUUAUGAUUGGAUAAUUAGUUUAGAAGUAGCAGAACAUAUUCCAGAACAAUUUGAAAGUACUUUUAUUGACAAUAUUGUUCGACAUGCUCGCGAGGGCGUGGUCUUAAGUUGGGCUAGACCCGGACAGGGUGGGUAUUCUCAUGUUAAUAACCGCCCAUUUGAAUAUGUUAAAGAAUUAAUGGAGCGUUUAGGCUUUUCACAUGACGAUCUGGAGUCUGAAAAACUAAAAAAUAUUGCAAGUUUUCCGUGGUUUAAAUGGAAUACAAAUGUAUACCGCAGGAAAAGAUCAUCACUGUCAGAAGAUUUAAACUACUUCACAUAGCUUAGGUGUUUUAUUAUUAUUAUUAUAUUAAGAACAAUCAACUAAGAUGACGUCAUCGUGACAUAUCAAAAAUAUAAAACAUGUAGUUUAUUCAUGGACUAAUUAUCGAAUAUAACACUUAAGUCUGAAUUAUAUCCGGUGAAAUAUUUAAAAUGGUUAAAAGAAGGAAUUUAGUAUGUAUGCCCCCCCCCCCCCCCAAUAUCCGCCCAAAACUUUGGGGGCGGGGCAUUGCUAUACAUGUGUGUACAAAGUCGCGGUGUCAUAUCAAAAGCUCGAUGAUCAAAAGAUUUAAAAUAGGAGUAAAGAAUUGGUAACAUUAAGUAUGUCUAAGUAUAGGUUAUAGGUUAUAUACAGAGUUUUAAGAAAUUAAUUUUUGAGCGAACAAAGUGAAGCGAGAAAAUUAGUUUUUUAAAACUCUGUAUAUAACCUAUAACCGACUUACAGUUAGCCUAUUCAAAUCGAGUGCAAUAUGUAAAUAGGCGGAGUCCAUUAAAUCGGCUCAUUUAACGUAUAAAUUUAAUACAUACAGUUGAGUUACAGCACUGUAUGGAAAAUACUUCGGCAAAAUUAAAACAAAAUAGAGCGAUUUCAUUGGCAGACAAAAUUUGGCGAACUGUCAACAUGGGAUAGGAGAUUUACAAAGAAAGUUUUAAUUUAUUUACAUGAUAAAUGUUUUGGAAAUCACUGAUCAUUUGUUCUUUAAAGAUCUUGAAUGAUUUUUUUUGAAAGUGUAGAGACAGAACAUCAAAACACUCGGCAGUCUGAUUUAUACUCGGAGGCUUUGCCCCCUCGUAUGUAAUUUAAGAUCAGAAAGAUCACGAAUGAUCUUGAAAUAUAAACACUUUCAUUAAAUCUUUUUUGAAUGAAGUUUAAAAUAUAAUGUCUCAGCAACCGUAUGCGCUAAUUCGUUUCCUUCAAUUUAAUUUACAGUACAAAUUACUAAUUCAUUAACUUUCAGUGGUGCUCGUUUUUGCCAUAGAAUUGUACAAUUUUGCUACAUUUCAACAUUCCAUAUAUAUGCUUUGUAUUUCUAGUAUUACACUUGUGUGUUAAAUAAAUGUUAUUUUGCAUAAGUUCUAUUUUUGGCUUUUUAUAGUUAUGUUUUUCGAGCACUCAAAUAUUACAUAAAAGCAGCCACGCCUAUGCAAUUUUCAAAUAAAAAUACAAGUACAUUGUGAAGUAGCUUCAUUUGCAUUUUCCAAUUUACAAAAGAGAGUAUAUUAAAAGUAAGACUAUAUGUGUAAGACUUUGAUGAUUAAGUAUGACCAUUUUUUUCAUGAAUGAUUAGAUCUUGUUCUUGAACAAUUUAUUAAUAUUCUAUUUUAUUCUAUUUAAAGAUCCCGUAUGCUGUAAAACAGGUUCUUUAUAUGGAUAUGAUUAUUCUUCCAAAUCCAAUAAUCCCAUCCGGUUACGUAGUAGUGUUCGAGCCUACGGUCCCUGGAUUGAAUGGUUGACACUUUAACCACAUGGGACACUUCUCAAAUCGAUAUUUCUUAUUGGAUCACAAAAUAUUGCCACUUCCCUUU
Messenger RNA from Ruditapes philippinarum (Manila clam), 2732 nucleotides. RefSeq lists its product as uncharacterized. Lineage: Eukaryota; Metazoa; Mollusca; Bivalvia; Venerida; Veneridae. The transcript has 3 exons. The record is from RefSeq and is a predicted model, not a curated record. Bases 364 to 1206 code for a protein of 280 amino acids.